CCAAUAAACAUAGUUUACCAAAAUAGAUUACAGAAAAAACUGGAAAAAAAAGUAAGUAGCAGUGGAUUAUCUAUACAAAUGUUAUCAAUGGUCGUUGUUCUUACUUUAUAUAAACCCACCUCUUGCUUCCAUUUUCUGCAUCUCCUGUGUUGAGAUUUGUAGAAAGAAGAGAAAACCCACAAAGGCAGAAACCUUAAUUUUGUUUUCAUCUAUAUCCUUAAUUAUCAAUUCUUUCCUCAACCAGCAAGAGAUAUCAUCAUCAUCAUGUCAUGCCCAAAUGAAUCAAGCAGGGAGGACUCUCCACAGAGGAAAAAUGGAAGGGGAAAGAUUGAGAUCAAGCGGAUCGAGAACACAACCAAUCGCCAAGUCACCUUCUGCAAGAGGCGCAAUGGUUUGCUCAAAAAGGCCUAUGAAUUAUCUGUUCUUUGUGAUGCAGAAGUGGCUCUGAUUGUCUUCUCAACCCGCGGCCGCCUCUAUGAGUAUGCUAACAACAGCAGUGUUAAGGCUACAAUUAAUAGGUAUAAGAAGGCAUGCUCAGAUACCUCCAACAGUGGGUCUGUUUCAGAAGCUAAUGCUCAGUUCUACCAGCAAGAAUCUGCAAAACUUCGUGUGCAAAUUGGGAAUUUGCAGAAUUCAAACAGGCAAAUGAUUGGCGAGUCGCUGAGUUCUUUGAAUGCCAAGGAUCUCAAAAACUUGGAGGUUCGAUUAGAGAAGGGAAUUAGCAAAAUUCGAUCCAAAAAGACUGAGCUCUUAUUUGCAGAAAUUGAGUACAUGCAGAAGAGGGAAAUUGAUUUGCACAACAGUAACCAGCUUCUUCGAGCAAAGAUAGCAGAGAAUGAAAGAAACCAACAGAACAUGAAUCUGAUGCCAGGAGGGGCCAACUACGAGACCUUGCCAUCACAGUCCUUCGACUCUCGAAACUAUUUUCAAGUGAAUGCCUUGCAGCCUACAAAUCAUUAUCAACGCCAAGAUCAGAUGGCUCUUCAACUAGUGUAAAAUAAGCUUGAAGGAGCACAAGUAUUCUGUAUGGUUUCCUGUAGUAUUUCAUUGUAUAAAAGCUACAGGUAUGGUACAAAAAUACUGAAGAUAAAUCCUCUUUGAUUAAGAGAGAAUCAUUAGUACUCUCCGACCGCGUUGUAGCUUCUUAUGUUCAUGGUUAUCUUGUCUGAGGAGGGAUUUCUUGAUUAUAAUUUGUUUGUGUUGAAUCCUUGUGCUUAAGAUUAUCUGAUAGAUUAUCAUUGACAUAUGUAGUUUUAAUCAUUUGUAUGGCCCUAUAUAUUCUUCUA
Molecule: messenger RNA, 1286 nt
Organism: Tripterygium wilfordii
Lineage: Eukaryota; Viridiplantae; Streptophyta; Magnoliopsida; Celastrales; Celastraceae
Product: floral homeotic protein AGAMOUS-like
Exons: 9
Coding region: 265-996 (243 amino acids)
Biological process (GO): positive regulation of transcription by RNA polymerase II
Cellular component (GO): nucleus
Molecular function (GO): protein dimerization activity; RNA polymerase II cis-regulatory region sequence-specific DNA binding; DNA-binding transcription factor activity, RNA polymerase II-specific
Source: RefSeq, a predicted model, not a curated record